AUACACAAGGUCGAUAUUGCAAGUAUGCCAAUUUAGUUUUAGAUUAACUGCAGACUUGGGUCUGCUAUUCGCGUAUGUUGCUAAAGUUAGUAUACCGUCUUUAGUUGUCUGAUGUGAUCAUCAUUCGCGAGUUAAGCAACAGUGUAUGUUAUGUUAAUUAUAUUCUAAAGCUUAAUCAUGAGUGAAAGUAUGAGAAAAGUUGGUAAAAGUACUGGUAAUACUAGGCCAGUAAAUCGACGUAGACUUCCAGAUGGUUUUGGAAUGGUAGCGCGCGCAACUAAACCCCCAGUGACUUAUUGUCUUGACGAAAACGUUAAUUGUUUAUCAUCACACAAGAUAAGUGAUGAUGGUGGGGGUCGUGUAGGUAAAAAACUCGAUGACAACACGAAAAAAAUAGGAAGGAUAGAAGAGCUGUCCGCUUCAGUGAGAUCAUCAUCGACGUCAAUGGAUGAUGAUAAAAAAAAAACGGACGGUGACGACGGUGGCCGACCUGUCCAAGUUGUUUUAACCCAUCCCGAUCAUACAUUUGAACUCGAUGAAGAUGCUCUAGCUGAAAUACUUCUCAAAGAUGACAUUAAAGAUCGUAGUGUCGUGGUCGUGUCCGUUGCCGGUGCAUUCCGUAAAGGAAAAAGUUUUCUUCUGGAUUUUUUUCUUCGCUACAUGAAUUACAAAUAUUUAGAUAAAAAAACAUCAGAAUCAUGGAUCGGAGAUGAUAAUGAACCACUGAGCGGAUUCUCAUGGCGUGGUGGCUCUGAACGCGACACAACCGGGAUACUCAUGUGGUCAAAAGUGUUUCCGGGUACGAUGCCAAAUGGAGAAAAAGUUGCCAUCAUUUUAAUGGAUACUCAGGGUGCAUUUGACAGUCAAUCGACAGUAAGAGACUGUGCGACUGUAUUUGCAUUGAGUACAAUGUUGUCAUCGGUACAAAUAUUUAAUUUGUCUCAAAAUAUUCAAGAAGACGAUUUGCAGCAUCUGCAGUUAUUUACAGAGUACGGUCGUCUUGCAUUAGAAAAAUCCGGAAAUACGCCUUUUCAGAAGCUUGAAUUCUUGGUACGUGAUUGGAGUUACCCAUACGAGGCUGAUUAUGGUUCCGAGGGAGGCCAGAAAAUAUUGCAGAGACGUCUUGAGAUCUCUGACCGGCAGCAUCCGGAGCUACAGAGCUUACGUAAACAUAUUAAGUCAUGUUUUUCGGAUAUAUCGUGUUUCCUGAUGCCGCAUCCGGGUCUGAAGAUCGCGACGAACCCGAAAUUUGACGGGCGGCUGGUAGAAAUUGAGUCAGAUUUUAAACAACAGCUAAAAAAGCUUAUACCUUCGUUGUUAGCACCCGAGAAUUUGGUAACUAAAAAAAUAAAUGGACAAACUGUUCGUGCACGUGAUUUAUUAGAAUACUUUAAAAGUUAUAUUAGAAUUUAUAAAGGCGAUGAAUUACCAGAGCCAAAAAGUAUGUUAGUUGCUACUGCUGAAGCAAAUAAUUUGUCUGCGGUUGCUGAUGCUAAGGAUUUGUAUUUACAAAUGAUGGAAUGCGUUUGUGGAGGUGCUAAACCCUUUUUGGCAACCGCACAUCUUGAAUCGGAGCAUCAGCGGUGUGUUGACAAAGCGCUUCAUCAGUUUUCUAAUAAACGCAAGAUGGGGGGAGAUGAGUUCAGCCAAACUUACAUGGAAAAACUUGUCAAGGAUAUGGAUGAAGCAUUUCUACAAUUUAAAGCCCACAAUGAAAGUAAAAAUAUUUUCAAAGCAGCUCGUACUCCAGCCGUAUUUUUUGCCAUUGCCGUCACUAUGUACAUUUGCUCCGGAGUAUUUGGUCUCGUAGGACUCUAUACUCUAGCUAAUAUUUGUAAUCUCAUUAUGGGAAUUGGUUUAUUAACUCUCGUAUUAUGGGCGUAUAUUAGAUACAGCGGAGAGCUCCGUGAAAUAGGAACACAAAUAGACGAUUUAGCUAGCGGUAUAUGGGAAAACAUAAUGAAACCAAUUUAUCAACAAUUUGUCGAGAAAUCUGUGUCCGUCGCCGUAGCACAAGCAGCAGCUGAAAUAGCAACUAAUUCAACUAUAGGAAGCGCAACAUCCGUUAAUGGAAAACAUAAAGUAUCGUAAUUUAUUUAUCUAUAAUAUCUUAAUUAAUUAAUCAAUUAAUUAAUAUUUUAUAUUCAAAAUUAAUUAUUUUUAUCUACGGAAAACAAAAUAACAAAUUGUGUCCCUUGCAGAUGUUGGAAUAAAGUUACUCGGGAGUAGUCGGGUAUCUUCGGUUUUUGUCCUUCGGUAGUGAUUACAAAAACCAUAGAUAACCUAAUCCCGAUUUUAUUACAAUGUCUGCUUGGUACUGAGAUAUUAUCUCGUGUACAGUAAACCUAGAAUCGUUGCUUUUAUAAUCUGUAGUAAAUAAAGAAGAAUGAAGAUCUUAAUUUUAUUAAAGGAAAGUUUUAAAUUUACUAUACACCAAAAAAACAUUUGAGUCUACUGCCGGUAUCGGAAAUACCCGACUUAUGCCGAGUAAUUUUAUUCCACCUGCUAAGGACUCAGAUAUUUUUUUGUAUAUAGUAAUUAUAGAAUCGCUAUUUUAAAUUGGUAGUAAAUAAAUAAAAAUAAAGAUCUUAAUUAAAAUAUAUGAACUUCUAGGUUUACUAUAGAUAAAAAAAAUUUAUUUGAAUCCAUUGUAAAGGUUAGAAUUAGAAAAAAAUUACUCGAGACUAGUCGGCAUUUUGAGUUUUUGUACAUCCAAUGUAGCCGUAGGAUAAAAACCGAAGAUACCCGACCAAUACCGAGUAAUUUUAUUUUCUACACUUUCUAAGGACUCAAAUAUUUUUUUUUUUUUUUUUACAGUAAGCCUGGAAUCUUAUAUUUGAAAUCAGCAGUAAAAAAUAAAGAUCUUAAUUAAAAUAUAUCAACUUCUAGAUUUACUAUGUAAAAAAAAAAUAUAUUAUUUGAAUCUAUUGCAGAGAUUAGAAAAAAAUUAUUCGACACUAGUCGGCAUGUUUUUUGUUCGUCCUAUCAUAGCCGUAGGAUAAAAACCGAAGAUACCCGACCAAUAUCGAGUAUUUUUAUUCUUGUACUUUCUAAGGACUCAAAUAAUAUUUUUUUAUAGUAAACCCGGAAUUAUUUAUAUUUAAAUCAACAGUAAAAAAAUAAAGAUCUUAAUUAAAUAAGCUGUGAUUCUAGGGUACUAUUAUUAUUAUUAUUGUUAACGUAAAUGCUAGCGUCUUAAUACAUUCUUAUUUAAAUAAUUAUUAUAAAUUUGGUUGAGUGAAUGUAUGUACAGUAUUUACAGAUUAUAACAGUGUUGUAUGUUGAAAAUUAAUUACUCAACAAUAAACUAUAACUCGUUAUUGUUGACCGUAGGAUCUUAAAUGCACGAUUAAAUGUUUUUAUACAUCUUCAGAGAGUUUAAAGGAAAAAAAAAUAUAAAUAUAUAUUAAAUCUGUCUAAUAUUUUUAAAUGUAUAGAUAAGCUGUUUUCUCAUUUAUUAUUAUUUUUGUUUAAUGUAUAUAAUUAAAUGUAACUAAAUACGUAGGCAUGUAAAUGCUGCUUCUAUGCACAUUUGUUUUUUUUUUAAAUUGCCAUACUAGGAUUAUUUUAAAUAAUAAUUGGGCAAAUUAGACGAGUUUUUAAUAUAUUUGUUGUUAAUUUAUUUUAAAAUACAUUAAAAAAAUUAAACUAAAUUUAUUAAUAAGCUCUCUGCGUAAAUUUUUAUUCAAAGGUAAUGCGUGUGUAAUUAUGGGUAGUAAAUAAAUGCGCAUAUUUUUGUA
Messenger RNA from Microplitis demolitor, 3740 nucleotides. It is a transcript of the gene atl, whose product is annotated as atlastin. NCBI's taxonomy places the organism in Eukaryota, Metazoa, Arthropoda, Insecta, Hymenoptera, Braconidae. Gene Ontology annotation, molecular function: GTPase activity; GTP binding. The record is from RefSeq and is a predicted model, not a curated record. Gene Ontology annotation, biological process: endoplasmic reticulum organization; protein homooligomerization. Bases 178 to 2091 code for a protein of 637 amino acids. The transcript has 7 exons.